Messenger RNA from Gigantopelta aegis, 4046 nucleotides. Its product is annotated as spore wall protein 2-like. The record is from RefSeq and is a predicted model, not a curated record. Lineage: Eukaryota; Metazoa; Mollusca; Gastropoda; Neomphalida; Peltospiridae. Bases 83 to 3331 code for a protein of 1082 amino acids. The transcript has 4 exons.
GGCUUCUCUAUAAGAUGGGAGAGAUUCACCGAGCCCCAUCAUUUACUGGAAACAUUGACCAGAGACACUGAUUCCUUCCAAAAUGAAGAUGUAUAUUUUCAGUCCUCUUCUCCUUGUACUUGUUGUCUCUACCGUUCAGGGCAGAUAUUUUAUGCGUAGUUCACUACUGACACGAAUGCUGCACGAAGGCAAGGGACCAGGGCAGAGAGAGGGCAAUGGCCAGGGUGAGGAGAGGUAUUCUAACAUGAAUCAGGGAGAACAGGGAGAUAAUUCGCAACCGAAACGUAUGAUGCACGAAGGCAAGGGACCAGGGCACAGAGAGGGCAAUGGCCAUGGCCAUGGCCAGGGUGAGGAGAGGUAUUCUAACAUGAAUCAGGGAGAACAGGGCGAUAAUUCGCAACCGAAACGUAUGAUGCACGAAGGCAAGGGACCAGGGCACAGAGAGGGCAAUGGCAAUGGCCAGGGUGAGGAGAGGUAUUCCAACAUGAAUCAGGGAGAACAGGGAGAUAAUUCGCAACCGAAACGUAUGAUGCACGAAGGCAAGAGACCAGGGCACAGAGAGGGCAAUGGCAAUGGCCAGGGUGAGGAGAGGUAUUCUAACAUGAAUCAGGGAGAACAGGGUGAUAAUUCGCAACCGAAACGUAUGAUGCACGAAGGCAAGGGACCAGGGCACAGAGAGGGCAAUGGCAAUGGCCAGGGUGAGGAGAGGUAUUCUAACAUGAAUCAGGGAGAACAGGGCGAUAAUUCGCAACCGAAACGUAUGAUGCACGAAGGCAAGGGACCAGGGCACAGAGAGGGCAAUGGCCAUGGCCAGGGUGAGGAGAGGUAUUCUAACAUGAAUCAGGGAGAACAGGGCGAUAAUUCGCAACCGAAACGUAUGCUGCACGAAGGCAAGGGACCAGGGCACAGAGAGGGCAAUGGCCAUGGCCAGGGUGAGGAGAGGUAUUCUAACAUGAAUCAGGGAGAACAGGGCGAUAAUUCGCAACCGAAACGUAUGAUGCACGAAGGCAAGAGACCAGGGCACAGAGAGGGCAAUGGCAAUGGCCAGGGUGAGGAGAGGUAUUCUAACAUGAAUCAGGGAGAACAGGGCGAUAAUUCGCAACCGAAACGUAUGAUGCACGAAGGCAAGAGACCAGGGCACAGAGAGGGCAAUGGCAAUGGCCAGGGUGAGGAGAGGUAUUCUAACAUGAAUCAGGGAGAACAGGGCGAUAAUUCGCAACCGAAACGUAUGAUGCACGAAGGCAAGAGACCAGGGCACAGAGAGGGCAAUGGCAAUGGCCAGGGUGAGGAGAGGUAUUCUAACAUGAAUCAGGGAGAACAGGGUGAUAAUUCGCAACCGAAACGUAUGAUGCACGAAGGCAAGGGACCAGGGCACAGAGAGGGCAAUGGCAAUGGCCAGGGUGAGGAGAGGUAUUCUAACAUGAAUCAGGGAGAACAGGGCGAUAAUUCGCAACCGAAACGUAUGAUGCACGAAGGCAAGGGACCAGGGCACAGAGAGGGCAAUGGCCAUGGCCAGGGUGAGGAGAGGUAUUCUAACAUGAAUCAGGGAGAACAGGGCGAUAAUUCGCAACCGAAACGUAUGCUGCACGAAGGCAAGGGACCAGGGCACAGAGAGGGCAAUGGCCAUGGCCAGGGUGAGGAGAGGUAUUCUAACAUGAAUCAGGGAGAACAGGGCGAUAAUUCGCAACCGAAACGUAUGAUGCACGAAGGCAAGAGACCAGGGCACAGAGAGGGCAAUGGCAAUGGCCAGGGUGAGGAGAGGUAUUCUAACAUGAAUCAGGGAGAACAGGGCGAUAAUUCGCAACCGAAACGUAUGAUGCACGAAGGCAAGAGACCAGGGCACAGAGAGGGCAAUGGCAAUGGCCAGGGUGAGGAGAGGUAUUCUAACAUGAAUCAGGGAGAACAGGGCGAUAAUUCGCAACCGAAACGUAUGAUGCACGAAGGCAAGAGACCAGGGCACAGAGAGGGCAAUGGCAAUGGCCAGGGUGAGGAGAGGUAUUCUAACAUGAAUCAGGGAGAACAGGGUGAUAAUUCGCAACCGAAACGUAUGAUGCACGAAGGCAAGAGACCAGGGCACAGAGAGGGCAAUGGCAAUGGCCAGGGUGAGGAGAGGUAUUCUAACAUGAAUCAGGGAGAACAGGGCGAUAAUUCGCAACCGAAACGUAUGAUGCACGAAGGCAAGAGACCAGGGCACAGAGAGGGCAAUGACAAUGGCCAGGGUGAGGAGAGGUAUUCUAACAUGAAUCAGGGAGAACAGGGUGAUAAUUCGCAACCGAAGCGUAUGAUGCACGAAGGCAAGAGACCAGGGCACAGAGAGGGCAAUGGCAAUGGCCAGGGUGAGGAGAGGUAUUCCAACAUGAAUCAGGGAGAACAGGGCGAUAAUUCGCAACCGAAACGUAUGAUGCACGAAGGCAAGGGACCAGGGCACAGAGAGGGCAAUGGCAAUGGCCAGGGUGAGGAGAGGUAUUCUAACAUGAAUCAGGGAGAACAGGGUGAUAAUUCGCAACCGAAACGUAUGAUGCACGAAGGCAAGAGACCAGGGCACAGAGAGGGCAAUGGCAAUGGUCAGGGUGAGGAGAGGUAUUCUAACAUGAAUCAGGGAGAACAGGGCGAUAAUUCGCAACCGAAACGUAUGAUGCACGAAGGCAAGGGACCAGGGCACAGAGAGGGCAAUGGCCAUGGCCAGGGUGAGGAGAGGUAUUCUAACAUGAAUCAGGGAGAACAGGGCGAUAAUUCGCAACCGAAACGUAUGCUGCACGAAGGCAAGGGACCAGGGCACAGAGAGGGCAAUGGCCAUAGCCAGGGCGAGGAGAGGUAUUCUAACAUGAAUCAGGGAGAACAGGGCGAAAAUUCGCAACCGAAACGUAUGAUGAACGACCGCAAGGGACCAGGGUACAGAGAGGGCAAUGACCAUGGCCAGGGUCAGGAGAGGUAUUCUAACAUGAAUCAGGGAGAACAGGGAGAUAAUUCGCAACCGAAACGUAUGAUGCACGGAGGCAUGCGACCAGGGCAAGGCAGUGGUCCGCAACGACAGGGCAGUGCGCAACAUCAGGGCAGUGGACCGCAACAACAUGGAAAUGAAGUAAUCGACUUAGCCCAUAUCGAGGAUGAGUUUGCCAGAAAGUGUACUCUAGUGCUGGAGAACGUUGAACAACUGAGGAAGGAAGCGAACAUCGACGAUAAACUGGUGAGGGCCCUGACGCAGCUCCUUAAAAGGAACCUGCCAGAAGGCGAAGACGAGGGUCCUCUUCUCGAAGAGAUAAUCGAGUUCUGUGAGAAGACAAUGGUGAACGAGGCACCACAGGAGCCCGCAGAUAUUAUUCCAGAGUAAACAGCACGAAAGACGUUGUCCUGGCAUCAUUUAGCACCAGAUAAUCAACUAAAAGAGAUCCUGCACUUGAUACUUUUUAAGACUUUCAAAGAAUUAUUUCACACCCAUGUGUAAACCAAUUAUAUAAUCAUAUGGCAUAAUAUAGCCGUGUUAACAUUCUAUAUGACAGUACCAAGAUGCCACCAAAUUGUAUUCAGACACUAACACAAUGUAGCACCUUAAGCAUACACACAGCAGGCGCGGAUUUAAGCCCGGGCCCAUGACACCCGGUCCGCCUCCCUCCGUCCCCUUCCCUCCCACCCAUCCCCACCCCUCUCCCAACUCCUAUUUUAAUUAAUUUGUCAAGUAAUAAUAAUUGUUUAUACAUAAGGUGAGAAAUUUAGUUUAUCAGCUCCAUCCCACUACAGUAUAUUAACGUUUCGGGCCUCCAGGCGCGUGUGCAGCAAUUUUAGUAGGGGGUGGGGGGGGGGGGUCCAGAUUGUGGUGACCGAAGUUUAUAGGAGGGGGUCGAGUCAUGCUCCCAUGGAAAAAGUAUUGAGAAAUAUAAAAUGACAAUUUUCUUCAGCAGGAAGCGGUUUCGACCACCGAAACCCUCCCCCUGAACACGCGCCUGGGCUCCCCUACUAGAAAAUUCUAGAUCCGCGCCUGUAAAGUAUACUUUAUGUAAACAGAAUGCACUGAAUGUUUAUUUAAUUAAAGAUAUUUGCGCACUGUU